CAAUGUUGUUCUUUGUUCCGUAAGAUAACAAACACACCAUCCGGUAGGAGGAUUUGACUAGUUAACGCCUACCGAAUCCGCUAAUCCUAAUCAGUUGAGCGGAUCUUGGGUCCGGACCUAGUCGGAUGUGUUGUGCUGCGUGCCCUCGACAGUGCGUCAGUCGCUCAGUACGAGCUGCACUAGCCGGCCGAUCGAUCGAUCAUUCGUUGCGCUACGAUGUUUGGCCCUGGGUCCACCAUAGCCAGGCUCGUCGUCCUGCUGGGAUGGAUCACAUUGCUGUUAAAUCACGUACUACCGGCAGCAUCGUUCGAGUGCGGCAAGGACUCGGUCAACACGGAAAACAGGCUCAAAAGCUCACUUCUCUGCAAUGGCUACCGUGCUGAUAUGCGACCAAGAAAGGAUAACACCCAGUCGGUCAACAUUACCGUGGCCUACUACGUGCUAACGUAUGAGCUUGAAGAAGCGGAUGACUUGAUGAAAUUGGGCGUGUGGAUGGAGUUGAAAUGGACGGACGAGUAUCUGCGCUGGAACAGCACGCAAUGGAGCGGCAUAGAGCGAAUCGCAAUCAAUUCGGACGAGAUUUGGCUACCAGACUUUCGGCAUUACUCGUCAUACUACAAUCCAGAGGAGCUGCCCGAUUGUGCCAACCCCAAGUGUUCUGUGGCGCCGAAUGGGACCGUGACCUGCCUGCCCGUGUGCGGCAUGAACGCUAAAUGUGAUGCCGACUAUUCGCGCUGGCCGUUCGACAUGCAUCGGUGCAGCAUGUACUACGGGACGUGGGCCAACUCGAUGGACGAGGUGGACAUACACAUAACGGACGUGUGCCUUGCCAGAAAUGCAGAGUUCAAAAGCCCAAAGUGGGGAGUGGUCUCGCUUCACAACAACCGAGGGGUGAUUUCGUCCUCGGAUAACUACAUGUACUACGUGCUGGACGUCGAAGUAGUGCUCAUUAGGCGGGCUAGUUUCGAGCAGGUCGCUAUCAUUGGACCAAUCCUGAUUUUAGCGCUCCUUAAUGUGUACAUCGUUUGGCUGCGAUCGAGCAGCUUCGAAAGGAAGGUUAUGCUUGGAUUGUCCACGUUCUCUCACUUUACCUAUCUCAAACAACUGGAAUGGGCACUCCCGUACAAUCGCGAUACGCUUCCAAAUUGUAUGAUCUUUCUGCUAUGUUCCACCGUGCUGAGCGUUGUGCUGCUGCUGCUCACCUUACUCAACUGCUGGAUUCGUAUGCGACGAAACCGUGAUCCUACGACGGAGUCAUUUAUUGAUCGUAUGACAGGAUCGUUUUCCCAGAGUCGGGUGGCCGAACUGCUACUGGCUGCAGACUAUUUGGAACUAAACUAUACGGUGACACCAGAGGAGAAAGAACACUUUUGGGCGAAGUUUGCAAAGUUGUUUGAUCGAGUGCUGGCGAUAGGAUGUUUGAUGGUUUAUGUAGUACUUUUCUGGCUCUUCAUACCCUUCAGCCAUCGGUUGGAGCAACUGCCCGGGGUGAAUUGUUUCAUAUCGGCAUAGUCUGAAACACAUAGACACAGGGACAAAGGUUAAAUAGUGCUUCUAAGACACAAUUAAACACAAAUGUCUCAGAUAAAAUUGGUUAAAAAAUAUAAUAUAAAAUUAAGUAUAUUAUUGUUCCUACAGUGAUUUUCAGGACUUAAAACAAGAGGCUCCAUGUUUUGUAAAAAAUGCGGUCUGGAUACAUAACAGCAAUAACCGCUCUCUUGUUUGUAAAUUUGUACAAGAUGUGAUUUCGUUUCUCUAGCAGAUAAACACUUAAAAAAACAUGUCUUAUCACGUUUCGAAUGGAUCGGUAUUAUGGUUUCGAGUUAGAGAAGUUAAGUUUUUGUCAAAAAAACAAUUGUGAACAUAUCAUCAGAACUACCAACGGCAUUAGGAAUGUUUGAGUGCAACUUCAUUUAUUGGAUCGUUUCAACCGUUUCUUCAUAUAGUUCUAGUCUGCAUGGUUCAUGGAAUGGCGAGCCACAUGUAUGUCUUUUUUUAAGUACAAUCCAUAAGAUAACAGAAUUACGAAACUCCUA
Messenger RNA from Anopheles stephensi (Asian malaria mosquito), 2036 nucleotides. Its product is annotated as neuronal acetylcholine receptor subunit alpha-5-like. Gene Ontology annotation, molecular function: extracellular ligand-gated monoatomic ion channel activity; neurotransmitter receptor activity; transmembrane signaling receptor activity. The transcript has 8 exons. The record is from RefSeq and is a predicted model, not a curated record. Gene Ontology annotation, biological process: monoatomic ion transmembrane transport; chemical synaptic transmission; nervous system process. Gene Ontology annotation, cellular component: membrane; neuron projection; synapse. Lineage: Eukaryota; Metazoa; Arthropoda; Insecta; Diptera; Culicidae. Bases 217 to 1512 code for a protein of 431 amino acids.